AGAGGAACACCUGCAAAAUUGUCCAGUUUAAAUAAAAUGGCGCUUUAUCUAUUAAUGAUUUAUUCUUCUUUUCUUGUUGGAGUUAAUGGAGGUUGGUGUGAUAACAAGAACACUGCUGGACAAGAUCUUGUUUCUGCAUAUAGUCGGUUACCAUUGAGUAGAAGAGGAAUGAAGCAUCAGUCUGAUAUCAAGCACAAUCUUCCAGUGGAAGAAAUGAUAAAAUCUGAAGGAUAUCCUGUAGAGACCUAUUAUGUGACAACCCAGGAUGGUUAUGUCUUGGCACUUCAUAGGAUCCCUUAUGGAAAAACAAACAAUAACCCAACUGGGAGAGAAGCUGUGUUGGUCCAGCAUGGAUUACUUUGUUCUUCAGCUGAUUGGGUGAUGUCAACUCCAGAGAAAGGGUUAGGAUAUAUGUUAGCUGAAGCUGGAUAUGAUGUUUGGUUGGGAAACUACCGUGGAAACACCUAUAGCAGAAAUCAUACAACUUUAGAUCCUGACAACGGAGAAGGAAGUUUCUGGGACUUUACCUGGGAUGAAAUGGCUAAAUAUGAUAUACCUGCAAUGAUUGAAAAGGUGCUGGAAGUAUCAGGAAAGAGUGAGUUGCAAUAUGUUGGACAUUCUAUGGGAACAACCGGGUUCAUGGCCAUGCAUCACUACAGGACAGAUGUUGCUGCUAAAGUUCGCUUGGCCCAUCUGCUUUCUCCAGUUGCCUACGUGGGAACAAUGGAGAGUCCAAUUGCAUGGUUAGCAGGACUGGGACCUCUUCUAGAUGUAAUACUGGGCUUCUUUGGAAUAGGAGAGUUUCUACCGGAUAACAUUAUUAUUGACUGUUUGGCUUCUCUUUUCUGUAAUGAGGGAAUAACUCAGGGUAUUUGCACAAAUAUACUGUUUGUUCUGUGUGGGUAUGAUGAACCUCAAAUGAACACUACAUUACUUCCCACCAUUUUACAUCACACACCUGCUGGUGCUUCCACAUCAACUAUACUUCAUUAUAUUCAAGAAGUUAAAUCAAGUAAGUAAGAUCCAAGAAUACAGAAGAAAAUUUCUAAAAUAAAAUUCUAGUGGAGGGGCUUUUUAAGGGGGCACUGUAGUAGGCCUACUACUAAUGUAUUAAAAUACCUCUGAACCACAGCUAAAA
Messenger RNA from Eurytemora carolleeae, 1138 nucleotides. Its product is annotated as lipase 3. The coding region runs from base 37 to 1020 and encodes 327 amino acids. The transcript is spliced from 10 exons. NCBI's taxonomy places the organism in Eukaryota, Metazoa, Arthropoda, Copepoda, Calanoida, Temoridae. The record is from RefSeq and is a predicted model, not a curated record. Gene Ontology annotation, biological process: lipid metabolic process.